Budorcas taxicolor (takin) is the source of this 1685-nucleotide messenger RNA. RefSeq names its product cysteine and glycine rich protein 1 (gene CSRP1). Gene Ontology annotation, biological process: sarcomere organization; muscle tissue development. The transcript has 6 exons. Bases 88 to 669 code for a protein of 193 amino acids. Gene Ontology annotation, molecular function: actinin binding; structural constituent of muscle. The record is from RefSeq and is a predicted model, not a curated record. Gene Ontology annotation, cellular component: nucleus; Z disc; cytoplasm. NCBI's taxonomy places the organism in Eukaryota, Metazoa, Chordata, Mammalia, Artiodactyla, Bovidae.
ACUGCGCACGGGCCGGCGCGCCCAGCCUCGUUUCCAGAGCCUGCCCUCUCGCCUGCCCGCCGCCUGCCGCGCUCGGCCGCUGCCAGGAUGCCGAACUGGGGAGGAGGCAAGACGUGCGGGGUGUGCCGGAAGACGGUGUACUUUGCGGAGGAGGUCCAGUGCGAAGGCGGCAGCUUCCACAGAUCCUGCUUUCUGUGCAUGGUCUGCAAGAAGAACCUGGACAGCACCACUGUGGCCGUGCACGGCGAGGAGAUCUACUGCAAGUCCUGCUACGGCAAGAAGUACGGGCCCAAGGGCUACGGCUACGGGCAGGGCGCGGGCACCCUGAGCAUGGACAAGGGGGAGUCGCUCGGCAUCAGACACGAGGAGGCCCCCGGCCACAGGCCCACCACCAACCCCAACACGUCCAAGUUCGCCCAGAAGAUCGGGGGCUCCGAGCGCUGCCCGCGGUGCAGCCAGGCCGUUUAUGCGGCCGAGAAGGUGAUUGGCGCUGGGAAGUCCUGGCAUAAGUCCUGCUUCCGGUGUGCCAAGUGCGGCAAAGGCCUCGAGUCCACCACCCUGGCCGACAAGGACGGCGAGAUUUACUGCAAAGGAUGCUACGCAAAGAACUUCGGGCCCAAGGGCUUCGGCUUUGGGCAGGGGGCUGGGGCUCUGGUUCACUCUGAGUGAGCCCCCCGCGCCCACUCCCCACUGCCCACGCCAUGCUUCUCAUCACCCCCAACCCCAGCGACCUCGAGACGGCCAGCCUCCUUCCCUUCCUCAGCCCUGCAUGUGUCGCUAAGGACUCAACCCGGGGCGUCUGGCUCCCUUUGGUUUGGGUGUCUGCUGUAGGCCCCCCCUUCCAGGAGCUCCCCCCUCCGCCUGGCCCACCACGUCACCAGCGGGGCCUCUGGUUCUGGGUGUGCCCCCAUCUCUCCCCUCCCCUGCCCUCCCCUCUCCACAGAUUCCCGCCCUCAGAGGCUGAGUAUCCGUCGUCAUUGUGGGGCCCUGCGGGGGGAGGGCCGUGCUCCUCGUGGGGGCCCUCCUAGUGUCCUUCAGAGCAGGCCCGGGGCGUUUCCACCUGGGAGUCUCGGGGGAUGUGCAGACGGGCCCCGAAUGGAGGGGCCACCUGCCCUGGCCUAACCCUAACCCUAACCCUAACCCUUCAAGGCUGUGGGCCACGGUGCCCCCGAGCUCGGGGCGGGGUGGCGCAAGCCAGGCCCUAGGGCCCCAGUUCAAGAUGUGGUCUGGCCUCCCUGGGCUCAAGCUCCCGUGUGGCAGGGCCCUGAUGAAAUACCCCUGACCUUACGGCCGCCCAAACCAGAGGGCGUCUCUGCCCGGCCUGGGUCCUGAGGCUGGUGGGGGGGGGGGGGGGGGGCUGCGCCUAUCAGCAAAGCCCAGCCCCAGGAUCGUCCUCAGCACGGCCAGCUUGGCCCGAAGAAUCGGAGCGAGGCGCAUGCAGCUUGCCUUCACCUGGAUACCCGCCCCAGCCCACCUGGGUCCUGCCCCCCACUCUUUUCCUGGGACCCUCCCCCUCUGGCCACACCGCUCACCCCUUCCAGGCCCCAAGUCCAGAGCAGCAGGAGGACGGGGCGGGGCCAGGCCUGCUGACCCCAUGGACGGAGGGUGAUGCCACGUGGCGUUGCCUGGACUGAGGGCUGUGCUCAAGCUGACCUGCACCCUGUCAAUAAAGCUGUCAGAACGGA